Messenger RNA from Erigeron canadensis, 2222 nucleotides. RefSeq lists its product as uncharacterized. The record is from RefSeq and is a predicted model, not a curated record. Bases 125 to 1975 code for a protein of 616 amino acids. The transcript has 4 exons. NCBI's taxonomy places the organism in Eukaryota, Viridiplantae, Streptophyta, Magnoliopsida, Asterales, Asteraceae.
UAAAGCAUUACGGACGAAGCCAUUGAAAGUGGUCUAACAAGACAUAUAACAACAUUCCCAAGAUUUUACUUUCUUACAUCUUCCCUGGUAACAGAAACAACAACAAGAAAAGGAUUUUGGAAUAAUGGAUGGCGUAAAAGAAAAGGAUGAAGCUUUGAAAUCUAACUCGUGUUCCAAAGAGGAUAUGUCUCAAAUAGGUCUUACUCCAGAAACUGUGCUGACUGCAUUAAAAGAUGAAGGAAAUACGAAAGUAGGAGAUCAGAUAAAUGAAGGGCACGAAAAAGAAAAGAGUUUAACCGAUGGAGAAGCACAUAAGGUGCAGGCUGUCGUUGAAGUUGCAGUAGAAGGAAAAGAUAAGGAGAAGGUUGAAGGACUGAUAAAUGGGGAGAGUUCGGGUGGGGGUUUAAAACGAAAGAGACUUAGACCUAGGAGGAGAAAUGUAAAAAGGAAAGUUGCACAAAAGGCUUAUGAGAUGGUGGUUGGAAAUGCGGUAGCAGCUGUAGUCAAUAAUGGAUUAUCUAUAGAUGAAGAGCUCGAUAAAGAAAAAGUUUUAAGUGAAGAUGCCGUGAAGGGGGUGGCAGUGAAAGGAAAAGGUGAGGGAAGAAGUGACGAGAGGAAAAGCAUGGAUAAAUUAGGCGAGAGUAUUAAUGGGAAGGGAAGGAAAGUUAGGAGAAUCAGGCGUAGAAAGAGUGCACAGAAAGCUUCUGAGGUAAUUAUCGUUACUGGGAAUGGUGCCGUUAAAGAAGCGUUAGUCAAAGUUGAAACUGAGGAGAAGAAGAAUAUUGAUAAACUAGGCGAGAGUUCUAAUGGGAAAGGAAGGAAACCCAAGAGGAAUAGGCAGAAAAAGAUUGCACAAAAGGCUUCCGAGAUGGCUGAUGGAGAUAAGUCGGAACCAUCUAACAAAAAGAGUGCUUUAAAACGGGCCGAAAGCACGGGGAUGGUGUUUAUGUGUAAUUCAAAAACAAAAGCUGACUGCUUUCGUUACAAGAUUCUUGGGCUGCCUGCAGGCAAGAAAGAUCAGGUAGAAAAGAUUUAUAAAGGGAUGCGGCUGUUUUUGUUUGAUGUUGAUCUGAGAUUGAUGUAUGGGAUUUUCAAAGCUGUGGGAGAAGGAGGCUAUAACAUUGAACCAAAAGCCUUCGGUUCGGCAUAUCCAUCUCAGGUCCGAUUUACCAUGAUGGAGGAUUGCUUGCCAUUGGCUGAGGAAAAAUUUAAGAAUGUUAUCCAAGAAAACUACUAUGCUCGAAAUAAGUUUGAAUGUCAGCUGAAUGCGCAACAGGUGAAGAAGUUAUGUAAGCUUUUUGUUCAUGCCAAAAGUGGCACCACUCCGAAGAAGUCUGUAAAAAGUCACCAAAGUGGGAAUGGUGAGCGUCACGGAGGCAGAGAUGCAUACAAAAGACAGCCCCGGGAGGAAGAGAGGCAACCUCACCCUCGAUUGGGUAGGGAGCAAAGAAGGUACCAUGACUAUGACAAUGGUAACGCCCCCGUUAGAUAUGAACGAGCGGCUCACCGUUCUCCAGUGCACCCUGUUGCAAGAUAUCUUCCACCACUUUCACAUAACCAGGCUCCGGUGAGGUCAUAUGGCCGUGAGACGACAUACUCUUAUGGCCGAGACCCGUUUCUAGACCAUUGGUCUUACCCUGCGCUAGAUACGGGAUCAAGGCAUUAUGAUGAGAUUGUUAGUCAAGACCAAGGCCGUUAUCACUUAUAUGGUAGAGAACCUCCUAUAUACCGUAAUAACGGGUAUCCCUCUGUAGACCAAAUAAGUGAAUACCGUCACCUGCAAGCAGCAGCCUUGCCACCACAGUACCACCUUGUAAGCAGAGAGUAUCCUCCUGUGGCAGAACCAGCAGAAUAUCAUAUUUCAGGAGGCUUGCAAGCGCGUGGCUGUUGUGAUGUGGGCCUUGUGCCGGGGUAUCUAAUUUCUGCAGCUUCGGUACCAGAGUACGGUCCACUUCAAACCCGUUAUGGAUAUUAAGUGAACAAAGUGAUAUUCAGCCUUUCCUUGCCGAUUUUUCAUGGUCAUAAUGUGUUCAGGCCUUCAGGGCACACCAUUAGUUUCAAACAUUUUUCAUAGACAUGGCUUGUGACCGUUGGAUUUUCUUUCAAGUCUUCUUUCUCCAAAAAAAUCGUUUUCAGAUUGAUGUGAUUUUAGAAUCACCAUCUCUAACUGUGUACUCGCAGAUUAUUAUGUUGACUUUUGAUAUUGGUUGUCCCUCAGCUCA